Cynara cardunculus var. scolymus (artichoke) is the source of this 1394-nucleotide messenger RNA. RefSeq lists its product as uncharacterized. Gene Ontology annotation, cellular component: chloroplast. Bases 13 to 981 code for a protein of 322 amino acids. The transcript has 3 exons. NCBI's taxonomy places the organism in Eukaryota, Viridiplantae, Streptophyta, Magnoliopsida, Asterales, Asteraceae. The record is from RefSeq and is a predicted model, not a curated record.
GAAACCACAAAGAUGACAUCUAAUCUCCCAAAUUUUCAAUUGAAUCCGUUAAUAAAUCAUUCAAUUCGUUCUCAUUUCAUUCCAGCUUUUUCCAUUGAUUCGUCAAAUUACCAGCUCCACAAACCCAAAAAGAUUCCUCCUUCAUUAUCCGUUCAUUGCAAUAUCUCUUCUCCACCCAAGUCCAAAGAAGAAGCUAUACGCCAAGCCAAGACCUGCCUUUCAUCCACCUUAGAGAAGCCUCUCAACAACCCAAAACUUGCUGGCAAACUCAAGAAACUAAAGCAGCCUAGAUUCCGUGUUGAAAUCCCGGUCAUUGAUGACUCACCGGAUUCCUUAACACAACUUGCGCUUCAAGUGUUUGAUGAAAUGCCCCUUAAGAGAAAAGGCUCUAAUGUUAGGUUAUCAAUACUAUGGCCCAAUUCUACACUAACAGAAGCUGCCAAAAAAGCAUCAUUUGGGUCUGUUGAACAUGUCGACAUUUCUUCACUAACGAAUAUGGGGAUUGGGGGGAACACUGUUUUGAACUCUGCUGAUGUGGUGGUGUUUUUGACACCAGAAGCUUCACAAAUGGAAGUAAUGGAGACAAUCACCAACACUUUGUAUCCAAAGCCGGUGGUAAUAUUCAAUCCCAGGUGGAGUUAUGAGGAGGAGGAGAGCAGUCUUGGUGAUUUUAGUGGCUUUUUGGGAUCAUUUGAAGUGAUUUAUUCGUUUAUGGGAUUGGAGGUUAGAGGGCUGUUGAGUAAGAAAAAUGGUGUGGUCUUCAAGUGUGUUAGAGAUGGGGUUUUGAGUGGAGAGAGGUGGAGUGUGUUGGUUGAAGAAGAAGGAGAACUGAAAGUAGUAUCAAGAUUCAAGACAAGACCUUCCAUCACUGAAGUUGAGAAUGUGCUAUAUAAUCUGAUGGCCAUUAAAUCUCCCAUCACCAAGUCUGCAAAGUUCUUGAAAGGAUUGAUUUCAAAUGUAACUGGGAAAAAACCUAUUUGACUACUUCCAAGAAUCAUUAGCAAGCUGAAGAAAGGGAAGAGUCCAAAGCAACUGCGUAGAACUUCUGGACUUGAUGAAUUUAUCUGAGAAGUUGACAUAUUUGGUCCAUAAUGCCCGAAGCUGCGGAAACGCUAUAUCUAGCCAUGGUUUUGCUCGGCCAUUGAAAUGGAUCACAGCAGCAUUUUUCACGUCUGCAAUGCUUGUAUUCUCUUGGUACCCAAGUCCUAACAUAUGCCAGAAAGGAUCGAUAAUAUGGACAUACCCAUGGAAAGCUAUCAAUCCUGGAGGUAAUGUUCCUAGCUGCCACAAACUUAGAUCUGAUUUCAAGUUCUGCACGAAAAAAGCAAGUUAUUACUUAUUAGAGUUCUGCACGAAAAAAAGCAGGUGACCACUUUCGAACCAAAAUGCCAACU